AUGUCCGACGACGAUCGACCGGACGACGAUGCGCGCGAUCGCGUCGACUUGUACGCCGUCUUGGGCCUGCGCAAGGACGAUGCGCCGAGCGCGGACGACGUGAAGCGGGCGUACAGGAAGAUGGCGCUCAAACUGCACCCGGAUAAAAACGUCGGCGACGCGAGCGCGGCGGAUAAGUUUCAAAACCUGCAAAAGGUGUACGGGAUCCUGAGUGAUCCGGAGAAGCGCGCGGCGUACGACAAGACCGGCUCGGUGGAAGACGCGGAGUUAGCGAGCGAGGAGUUUCGGACGCUGUACGAGUACUACCGAAGCCUGUACAAGGAGGUGACCAAGGAGGACGUCGAAGCGUUCGAGAAGGAGUAUCGAGGGAGCGAGGAGGAGCGAAGAGACGUCUUGGAGUGUUACGCGAAGUACGAGGGAGAUAUGGCGAAGGUGUUCGCGUGGGUGAUGUGCAGCGAGGAGUCGGAGGACUCGCAUCGAUUCGCCGACUUGGUCGACGCGGCCAUCGAGACCGAGGAGGUGAAGUCCACCUCGGUGUAUCAGAAGUGGGCGAAGGACAUUAGAAAGCGCAAGGCACCGAAAGAUCCGCUGGGCGCGAGACGGGAGAAGAAGGGUGGGAAAUCGAAAAAGGGCGAGGACGCCGCCGACUUGUUUGCGCUUAUCCAACGCAAGAACGCGAUGCGAGCGGAUCAGGCGGACGCCAUGUUCGCCGAUCUCGAAGCGAAGUACGCGAAACCGAAGAAGGCUAAAAGGUAG
This is a messenger RNA of Ostreococcus tauri, 756 nucleotides long. Its product is annotated as DnaJ domain. Lineage: Eukaryota; Viridiplantae; Chlorophyta; Mamiellophyceae; Mamiellales; Bathycoccaceae. The transcript has a single exon. Bases 1 to 756 code for a protein of 251 amino acids. The record is from RefSeq and is a predicted model, not a curated record.